Aspergillus ibericus CBS 121593 is the source of this 949-nucleotide messenger RNA. RefSeq lists its product as uncharacterized. The record is from RefSeq and is a predicted model, not a curated record. NCBI's taxonomy places the organism in Eukaryota, Fungi, Ascomycota, Eurotiomycetes, Eurotiales, Aspergillaceae. Bases 97 to 768 code for a protein of 223 amino acids. The transcript has a single exon.
UAUGUUUGUUAUCGAAACGCUCAAGGGUCAGAGCCGCCGGAAAUUGGGAAAUGCCCUCCUUGCGCUUUAUGGUGUUGCCAGCCAUGGAUCGGCUGAAUGGGUGUUGCGUACGGCAUCACCGGAUCUGACACCGCGGUCCCUUUCCGACAUAUGUUCUGCUUUCCGGAGGCAUACGGACUGGUUUCUCCCGCAAACCCAAAGUCCGAUCCGUCAGUCCGACUACGCGGUGGUGGUGGCGGUACUCGGAUCCUUGUCAACGGUGCUUCAUUGAGCCAUCGAGGCGUAGCAUGCUAUAGAAAAGCAAGCCGGAAGCAUGGGUGGUGUUACAGGGACACCGAGCACCGGUCUUCUUCUGUGGGAGUGACUGAGGGCACGGCCGCCGCCUUGCGAGACGCGGGAGCGGAUGCGCGGGGAUAUGCCAUCGAGCCUCGUCCGAUUCAAGGCCUCGAACGAGCUCACUCAACUGCCGAUGCACGCGACGUUCUGCGGGUCUGGCUGGGCCCUUCGGGCGAGGAGACCAGCGUUGACAUCGGCUUCCUCACACACAUCCCGGAUACCACCCUGACCAAUGAUUGGACGAGUCAACUAGGCCUCGAGGUGGACGCGCAUGGACUCUACAAACAGAAAGAUGCGACCAUGGAGACUAUGGUGCCGGGGAUCUUUGUUGUGGGGGAUCAUGCUUCGAUGGCCAAGGACGUCCCCAACGCAGCCAGUAACGCCACAUUCGUGGCGUCCGCCGUUGCUGUACAAUUGACGGCUGAGCACUAGCUGAGCAUUACAGGCGGAUUCUGUCGCAUCCUGGUAGCAAGUCCACGUCGAUAGACGACUGCACCGUAGGAAAUCCUCAUUGCGGGUGCACAGAUCGUGUCACGUUCGUGUAAACGACCAUUGCGUAACGUAGGGCAGUCCCAAAGCCCCGACUCGUCGUGGUUGCACUGUAACCUAUGCG